AUACAAUCUCUUCCUUCGCUUUUUACUGUCCUCAUAUACUUAUAUAUACACACCCCAUACACAGCUCACUAUCCAUCCAAGGGAGAGAGAAUAAUUAAAAACCCCUUUGCCUUCUUCACCUUUGCUAUUGCAAGAGAGAAGGACCAGCUAUUCAAUUACCUUCAUCCAUCUUCAUCUUCUUCUUCUUCUUCUUCUUUUUCAUCCAUCUUUUGAGAUCAGCCAUGACAAGCUGCGGCAUCGAUGUUGCGCCUGAGCAGCUCUGUUACAUCCCCUGCAACUUUUGCAAUAUUGUUCUUGCGGUGAGUGUUCCAUGCAGCAGCCUGUUUGACAUUGUGACCGUUCGAUGCGGGCACUGCACCAAUCUAUGGUCCGUGAACAUGGCCGCCGCGUUUCAGUCACUGUCAUGGCAAGAUGUUCAGGGACCCGGGCACUGCAACCCAGAGUACAGGAUCGACACUGGCUCCACCUCCAAAUGCAACAACAGGAUUGCAAUGCGUCCACCCACCACUAAUGUAACUGAGGAAAGGGUUGUGAAUAGGCCUCCCGAGAAGAGGCAGCGCGUACCUUCUGCUUAUAAUCAGUUUAUAAAGGAAGAGAUUCAGAGGAUCAAAGCCAAUAAUCCUGAUAUCAGUCACAGAGAAGCUUUCAGUACAGCUGCGAAAAACUGGGCACAUUUUCCCCAUAUUCACUUCGGGCUCAUGCUGGACAGCAACAACCAGGCUAAGAUGGAAAAUGUUUCUGAGAAGCAUUUAAUGUCGAGGGCUGCGCUAAUGAAUAAAUGAAAGCUAUCUUCAUCAUCAUAUCAUACUAUGGGACCUGAGUUUCGUUUGAGUCUGUCAAGAAAAAAAUGUCCAACCUAUAAUGAGUUUUAAGGACAAUCUGCACUUUUCUUUGUUAAUGUACUUGUCACUACUUAAUUACUACUUGUUCAAUGGAUGCUUUUAAUUUCAAGCAAGAACGUUAAUUUCCCUUGUCAUCUUUUAUAAUAACUUCUAUUUUCUACCUGUUUAA
Molecule: messenger RNA, 1011 nt
Organism: Vigna unguiculata (cowpea)
Lineage: Eukaryota; Viridiplantae; Streptophyta; Magnoliopsida; Fabales; Fabaceae
Gene: YAB5
Product: plant-specific transcription factor YABBY family protein
Biological process (GO): multicellular organism development; cell fate commitment
Cellular component (GO): nucleus
Source: RefSeq, a predicted model, not a curated record